Lacerta agilis (Sand lizard) is the source of this 835-nucleotide messenger RNA. RefSeq names its product methionine sulfoxide reductase B3 (gene MSRB3). Gene Ontology annotation, biological process: response to oxidative stress; protein repair. The transcript has 7 exons. Gene Ontology annotation, molecular function: peptide-methionine (R)-S-oxide reductase activity. The record is from RefSeq and is a predicted model, not a curated record. Bases 158 to 748 code for a protein of 196 amino acids. NCBI's taxonomy places the organism in Eukaryota, Metazoa, Chordata, Lepidosauria, Squamata, Lacertidae. Gene Ontology annotation, cellular component: cytoplasm.
CUCCUCCUCCUCCUCCUUGUUCUUCCCGCGUUUACUUUCCGCCUCGCCGCCCUCCAUGCGCGCGGAGUUUCCCUCGCUGCUGCUCAACUUGUCUUGCCUUGUGGCGGCCGCUGCGCCGGUGGCAGCUGCUUGACUCACAGUCUUUGACACAAGCCAGAUGGCUGCAAUUGGUAGGCGCACAGGCUGCCUGGUACUACAGUUGAUGAAACAGAAUAGGAAGACGUUUUAUGAUCAGCUGCGGGAGCACAAUAAGACUCCAGCUUUGCUAGGGUCACGUAGGGAUAAAAAGAACUGUAAGGUGGUCUUCUCCCAGCAAGAACUGCGAAAGCGGCUGACACCUCUGCAAUACCACGUUACUCAGGAGAAAGGGACAGAGAGUGCCUUUGAAGGAGAAUACACACAUCACAAAGCUCAUGGAAUAUACAAAUGUGUUGUUUGUGGAACUCCUUUGUUCAAAUCAGAAACAAAGUUUGACUCCAAUUCAGGUUGGCCUUCAUUCUAUGAUGUGAUGGCUUCUGACAGAAUUACAUUCACUGAUGACUACUCCUACGGGAUGCACAGGGUUGAGACAAGCUGCAGUCAGUGUGGUGCUCACCUUGGACAUAUUUUUGACGAUGGGCCUCGUCCAUCCGGCAAACGAUACUGCAUAAAUUCAGCUUCAUUGUCUUUUGAGUCUGCAGACAAGAACCAUGCUGGAGAAGGAAGCAUUAGCGCGGCUUCUGCCCAACCAGACAAGACAGAGCUGUAGAAGGGAGAUAGUUUCUCACAAAGCUUAUUUUCCUAGAUGACUCUUAAAGAAUGUUAUUCUAAAUUGCCUUCUACCUUAUAUGUUUUU